AUGCAAACCCGCUCUCAAUUUGAUUGUGGUGCUAAGGUUAUGUGUAGGACAAGACAGAGACUCGUCGGGACUCUUCUCGGAACCCUAAACCAGCUCCCUCUUGAAGCAUUGGUGACUCAUAGCAGAGACAUCCAUCAACACUUGCGUCAUGCUUGGGAAAAGUGGCUGGUGAUAUUGGAAGAGGGAGGCGAGGGAAAAGGAGAUGCAGAACUCCUAAUUAGUACGUUAAAUCUCUGCGCCGGCAUGUCAGAUGAGCUAUUGUUGUCGCAUCCUAUGUAUCAAAAGCUUCUCAACAUCUCCAAUAAUGUUUGCCACCGUCUCCGUCUUUUCAAGCAGCAUUCUAAGAAUGCUGAGGAUCAGAGGGUUGAAAAGCAGCUGGAAAUAUCAACAUGCAUGGAGAUAGAAUAUGACAUGCAACAACUAGCUGAACUCGUGCUAUCCAAAUCUGAUUGUUCAUAUGAAGAUCUAGAUGCCAACAUCAAGCAAACGUUCUUUGAUGUAGUCAAGAGUUUCUAUUAUGCUGCUUACUGUAAUCCAACAACAAUCAAUUUCCACAUUGAUAAAGUACUUUUCGAAAAAGUACUUUAACCAUUAUAGUGUGUAUCAAGUUUGUGUUGGUGCAUUAUUCUAAUCUUAUAUAUAUUUUCUGCA
Nicotiana tabacum (common tobacco) is the source of this 651-nucleotide messenger RNA. The record is from RefSeq and is a predicted model, not a curated record. Lineage: Eukaryota; Viridiplantae; Streptophyta; Magnoliopsida; Solanales; Solanaceae.